Acanthosepion pharaonis is the source of this 636-nucleotide messenger RNA. The record is from the annotation of a GenBank genome assembly. Lineage: Eukaryota; Metazoa; Mollusca; Cephalopoda; Sepiida; Sepiidae.
AUGUUAAGUUUCUUUUUGUAUAUUUUCAUUGUUCCACUUUCAUUAUCCUCAAUAUUUCUUCCCUGUCUUUCUUGCUACACAUCCAUUUUCAAUGAAAUCAUAAAUACUAUCCCUUACUUUGUUUUCUUUCACUCUCUCUUUUCUCAUUGUCUUCUUCAAAUCUCUCUUCUUACCUUUUCCCUACAAUGCUUCUGUAUCUUCUUUUCCUUUCUCCAUUUCCCUUGGAUCUUUGGGCAUUCAUCAUUUCAUUUUUCUUCAAUCUCGGCCGUUUCUCCUUCUCAUUAUUUCUUCUCCUCCUUCAUAUCUUUUCACCCUUCUGUUUUUCCAUACAAUUUUAUCUUUACUUUCUUCUCGCCAAUACUCUCCCUACUUCAUUCAUUCAUCAUUUUUUUCUAUCUUUAUCUAACCCUAUUCUCCUUGUUUCACUUUUUCAUAUUGUCUCCUUUCUUGCAAUUAUUUCAGUUUCCUUUCUUUUCCCUCCUUCUUACAUUGCCUAAUCACUUCCACAUUUCGCAGUCAUGUGACUACCUCUAUCUCCUUCUCUCCCUUCCCCUCACACACACACUCACUCACUCACUCACUCUUUCUUUCUUUCUUUUCUCUCUCUCUCUCUCUCUCUCUCUCUCUCUCUCUUAA